AUGGGAGUGGUUUCUUCCUUUUUCCUCUCUGGGCUACUCUUUGGCCCAAUGUUCUCCGGUACACUAUUGGGGCUGGUCGGAUACUGGCCUACCUGGAUGUUUGCCAUUGCAGUGCUUGUCAUCGACAUGCUUUUGCGAGUAGUCAUGAUCGAGGGUCGACCUGCCGGCAAAAAGAGACCAGUAAGCCUCCAAUCGGAGGAAUCGGAUGAGUGCUACUUGGAGUACGACAUCUACGAACAUACUAACGAACAAACUGCCCUCCUUUCUUCGUCAUCAGGGGAAAGUUCAAAUUUAAAAGACAGCCAAGAGUCACCUGUCUACGAGAAUUUCUUCAAGGUCAUUUUGUCAAAUCCCCGCGCAUUGACUGCGCUACUUUGUCACUUCACAACUAGUAUCGUUUUGGUCAGCUUCGACACUACGUUGCCUCUUCACGUAAACGAUGAGUUUGGCUGGGGUACUGCACAAGUCAGUCUUGUGUUUAUGAUUUUGCAGCUCCCAUCUCUUUUAUUGAGCUCUCUGGUCGGUGCGUUAAAGGAUAGAGUGGGACCGAGACUCCCUGCAGGGGUUGGGUUUUCUUUAACUGCAAUUUUUCUGGUCUUGAUGGGCAUUCCUAGCCGUCGCAGUGGAUAUACUGGGUAUAUUAUCUACAUGGCAGCUACUGGUGGCGUUGGUGUUGCAAGGGCAUUCACUGGUGGUUGUAGUACUAUUGAGAUGACAGACUUAAUGAAAGAACUCGAAGAAGAGCGCCCGGGUCGGUUUGGACCCAAUGGCAAGCUAUCCUCCGGAUACUCCAUGACCAACUUCUGCUGGGCUCUGGGUAAGCUGAUAGGGCCCAUUGUGACAGGCUUCAUGAUAGAAGCAGCGGGAUAUCUGUACAUGAAUAUCGCCCUUGGUAGGUUGCAAAUCUUGGCUCGCAGUCCAUUAAAUUACUCGUUUGCCAGCAUAUACUAA
Penicillium verrucosum is the source of this 951-nucleotide messenger RNA. RefSeq lists its product as uncharacterized. The record is from RefSeq and is a predicted model, not a curated record. Gene Ontology annotation, biological process: transmembrane transport. Gene Ontology annotation, molecular function: transmembrane transporter activity. The coding region runs from base 1 to 951 and encodes 316 amino acids. Lineage: Eukaryota; Fungi; Ascomycota; Eurotiomycetes; Eurotiales; Aspergillaceae. The transcript is spliced from 2 exons.